Melospiza georgiana is the source of this 1498-nucleotide messenger RNA. It is a transcript of the gene CNTFR, whose product is annotated as ciliary neurotrophic factor receptor. Gene Ontology annotation, molecular function: cytokine binding; ciliary neurotrophic factor receptor activity. Gene Ontology annotation, cellular component: CNTFR-CLCF1 complex; ciliary neurotrophic factor receptor complex; external side of plasma membrane. The record is from RefSeq and is a predicted model, not a curated record. The transcript is spliced from 10 exons. Lineage: Eukaryota; Metazoa; Chordata; Aves; Passeriformes; Passerellidae. Bases 410 to 1498 code for a protein of 362 amino acids. Gene Ontology annotation, biological process: cytokine-mediated signaling pathway.
CAGUGGCUUCUGCGGUCACAUGGGUUAUGUGCUGGAGUUUAAAAGAGCUUAUAGCCCCCGAGCCGGUGCAGAAGCAGCCGGUGGUUGCAUGGGGUAGCGCCGGGAGCGGCGGCAAGGAAGGAAGGCGCCCCAUCUCAGCACCUUUCCCCUGUGAAGACCCGGGAGUGCACAGCGUCCUUCUGCGGGGACCUCCCCACCGCCACCGCCAGCUCUAGCCUCCGCUCGCCUCUGCUUCCCUGCAAGCGUGAAGCCUCCAUCCUCUCCGGCUAUCGUGGCAGCCCUUCUGCUCUCCUGAGUAAAAUCCCAGAUCUGAGAAGCGAGGGUUGGACGAGCAGCCAGGAGAAUCGCCCAGACGUUUAUGAGAAGUUGGGGACGCCCCAAGGACUCUGGACUGGUGGAGAGGUAAGAGAUGGCUAACCCUGUGCCGUCAGCGUGCUGCGUGGUGCUCGCCGUCGUGGUGGUGGUGUACGCCCAGAGGCACAGCCAGCUGGAGAGCCACACCCAGUACGAGCGGGUAGGUGCAGACGUGACCAUGAAAUGUGGCUCCAUGGACUGGGACGCAGCCGUGACCUGGACAGCCAACGGCACCGACAUCGACGAGUCCCACCUGAACGGCUCCUACCUGGUCCUCAAGAACGUGGACCUGUCCCAGAGCGGCCAGUACUCCUGCUACGAGGGCUCCUCCUGGCACCUCAAAUACCAGACCAACCUGAGGGUGGGAAUGCCCCCGAAGGAGCCAGUGCUGAUGUGCCGGUCCAACAACUACCCGAAGGGUUUCUACUGCAGCUGGCACCUGCCCACUCCCACCUACAUCCCCAACUCCUUCAACAUCUCUGUCAUACACGGCACAAAAGACAUGGUGUGUGAGAAGGAUGCCGUUCCCAAAAACAGGUGUCACAUCAGAUACCUCCAGCUCUUCUCGACGGUGAAGUACAAGGUGACGCUGACAGUCACAAAUCCUCUGGGCAAAAACUUCACCACGCUCACCUUUGACGAGUUCGCCAUAGUAAAACCAGACCCUCCGGAGAGUGUGGUGGCCAAACCUGUGCCAAAUAACCCUCGAAGACUGGAGGUGUCAUGGCAAAACCCCUCAUCGUGGCCUGACCCUGAGUCCUUCCCACUGAAGUUCUUCCUGCGGUACCGGCCCCUCAUCCUGGACCAGUGGCAACACGUCGAGCUGUCGGACGGGACAUCACACACCAUCACGGACGCUUACGCUGGCAAGGAAUACAUCAUCCAGGUGGCAGCCAAAGACAACGACAUCGGCACGUGGAGUGACUGGAGCGUGGCCGUUCAUGCCACCCCCUGGACAGAGGAGCCCAAGCAUCUCACCACGGAGGCCCAGAUCACAGAGACAACAAGUGCUAGCACCUCCUCUUUCAUGGCACCACCCACAACCAAGAUCUGUGACAAGGGGGCCGUGGUGGGCAGCGGGGCCAUGGCAGUGUGUUGGACAGCUGGACUGGUCGUGGCUGCCUAUAGUGUCCUCUUUAUUUAG